Molecule: messenger RNA, 1304 nt
Organism: Neogale vison (American mink)
Lineage: Eukaryota; Metazoa; Chordata; Mammalia; Carnivora; Mustelidae
Gene: HIF1AN
Product: hypoxia inducible factor 1 subunit alpha inhibitor
Biological process (GO): peptidyl-aspartic acid hydroxylation; negative regulation of Notch signaling pathway
Cellular component (GO): cytoplasm; nucleus
Molecular function (GO): peptidyl-histidine dioxygenase activity; ankyrin repeat binding; [protein]-asparagine 3-dioxygenase activity
Source: RefSeq, a predicted model, not a curated record
AUGGCUGUGAGUGGCGCUCCCCCACGCCCCGGUUCCGCGUUCUUUGUGUCUCUGGACCGCUCUCGCGCGCGUGCAUCUCUAUGGUUUCCGUUGUGUUUUGUCCGGAAUAGGAGGAGCUUCCGGUUCCGGUGGGCGGCUGUAGCGACGGAGAUGGCGGCGGCGGCGGCGACGGCGGCGGAGUCUGUGGCCUCCGGCUCUGGAGAGCCCCGAGAAGAGGCCGAAGCUCCGGGCCUCGCCUGGGAUGAGUCCCAGCUGCGUAGUUAUAGCUUUCCGACUCGGCCCAUCCCCCGUCUGAGUCAGAGCGACCCCCGGGCGGAGGAGCUUAUCGAGAAUGAGGAGCCUGUGGUGCUGACAGACACAAAUCUUGUGUAUCCUGCUCUGAAAUGGGACCUCGAAUACCUGCAGGAGAACAUUGGCAACGGAGACUUCUCUGUGUACAGUGCCAGCACCCACAAGUUCUUGUACUAUGAUGAGAAGAAGAUGGCCAAUUUCCAGAACUUUAAGCCCAGGUCCAACAGGGAGGAAAUGAAAUUUCACGAGUUUGUUGAGAAACUGCAGGAUAUACAGCAGCAAGGAGGGGAAGAGAGGUUGUAUCUGCAGCAAACGCUCAAUGACACUGUGGGCAGGAAGAUCGUCAUGGACUUCUUGGGUUUUAACUGGAACUGGAUUAAUAAGCAACAGGGAAAGCGUGGCUGGGGACAACUGACAUCCAACCUACUGCUCAUUGGCAUGGAAGGAAAUGUGACACCUGCUCACUAUGAUGAGCAGCAGAACUUCUUUGCUCAGAUAAAAGGCUACAAGCGAUGCAUUUUAUUCCCUCCGGAUCAGUUUGAGUGCCUGUACCCAUAUCCUGUUCAUCACCCAUGUGACAGACAGAGCCAGGUGGACUUUGACAAUCCUGACUACGAGAGGUUCCCCAAUUUCCAGAACGUGGUUGGUUAUGAAACAGUGGUUGGCCCUGGUGAUGUUCUUUACAUCCCAAUGUACUGGUGGCAUCACAUAGAGUCAUUACUAAAUGGGGGGAUUACCAUCACUGUGAACUUCUGGUAUAAGGGGGCCCCCACCCCUAAGAGAAUUGAAUAUCCUCUCAAAGCCCAUCAGAAAGUGGCCAUAAUGAGAAACAUUGAGAAGAUGCUUGGAGAGGCCUUGGGGAACCCACAAGAGGUGGGGCCCUUGUUGAACACAAUGAUCAAGGGUCGAUACAACUAGCCUGCCAGGAGUCGAGGCCUCCUGCCAGGUGACUGCUAGCCCGUCCACACCGCUUCAUUGAUGAGGACAGGAGACUCCAAGCGCUAGUAUUGCAC